GAGGGAGCUGGUGACGUUUGCGGCCCUGGCGUCGUGCGCAGUCGGGCCAAACGCGGCGACAGGCUCGGGCCGGUGUGGGAGCUGAGAAGUUUCCCGCCGAGUGGUCGCCAGACACCUUUGCCGAGUUGUGGCGGCCGGGCGGGGUCGCAGGGCCGUGGAGGCAGGGAGCCAGGUCGGCCGCAGGCCCGGCCGGGGCGCUCGCCCUCCCCGUCCUUUUCUCCAUCCCCUCCCCUUCCCCACGCUCUGACCCCAAAGCGAGCGACGAUUGCCCAGCAGGUCACUGUGAAGUUGGGACGCGUGAGUUGGCAGAGAUGAACUCUUACUGCAGUGGACACCAACCCAGAGACGGCUAAACGAGCAUUCCCGAAGUCCUGCACUCCGCUGACCAGUCCACUGAAAUUAAAAAGAGAGAGAAGAAAAGUCAACAGGAAACUUUGUAGGACUGCUGUAAAAGAGGAAAAUGUACCAUUGACGUAUAAGAAAUAUGGAACUUGGGGAAUAUGUGAAACAGAAAGGACCAAAUGGAAGCAAAAACCUAUCAGACUUGAAUAGCAGAUUCCACAUACAGUAGAAGAAAGACUGAAGAUAAAUGAACCCAUGAACGUUUGUCACUCAGUGGCUAUUUGAGUGCAGUGUUGAGAAGGCGUGUGAAGACUUACCCCAGUGGAUUUAGAUGCCGGGUGAAAUUACACUAACAUCUUCCCCUGUUCUACUGAUUAUAAUUGAGAAGAUUCUGCCUUAUCCGCAGUCCUUCUUGGCAGACCUACAGUUGUCCCUUGAACAACAUGGGUUUGAAUUGUGUGGGUCCAUUUAUACACGGAUUGUUUUCAAUAAAUAUACAAAAAUAUAUGUGUAGAACAUCGUGUGCAAGACUUAUAUUGAAGUGGAUAGCCUAUCCUUACACAGAAAUAGGAAUUACAGAGGGAAGGAAGAAUGAAAUGGGGUCAUCGGCAUCUUCCUGCAGCUCUGUAAAUCUGUCGACGAUUGCCAAACUCAGAAAGCCAUGUGAAAGGAGAGUGAGUCAGAGUAAGGAGGAUCAGAGGAUAUCUCUGACAGUCGUUUCUGGCUCUCAAUCUGAAGAUUUAGCCGUUAGUACUGACUGGCCAUGGCCAUGGUGCUGAGCCUGGACCUCCUGCUCAUUUGUCAUCCAGGACAGCGGUGACAGUGUGGGAUGCUGCAUGGCACCUGUACAGUUUUCCCAGCACCACUUAUUGAAGAGGCUGUCCUUUCUCCACUGUACAUUCCUGCCUCCUUUAUCAAAGCACAAGAUGCCAAAGAUCUAUUCAACGUAUUUUCCACUCAGACCUGGAAUCAGUCAGUUUCACAAGGAGGAAAAUUAAGUUCUGAGACCAGAAUCGAAGCCCCAGAAGUGGUCAUUGCUAUCAAUUUGUUUUUGCUUCUGGAGCUGCUCAGUGAACAGGAACGAGAAACCAUGACAGAGCACGGCCUCAGCCGGAGUCUUCUGCAUUUUCUCAUCUGCAAUGAGGAGAAACUGAAAAAUAUGGCUUCUACCCACAUUCAAAAAGCAGAUCAAGACUCUACUGCUUUGUCUGCUUGGAGAUGGGGAGUAGAGGCACCAGCAGGUGACAUCAUAUGCUGGAGCAUCAGGGUAGGAGGCUGUGCCUCUUUCCUCCCGAAGUACAGCACGUCCCACUCUCUUGAUGUGACCGCACGAUGUCAGCGUUCAUUCCAGGUUAGAAUAACGUGGAAACGGCGCCUCCUACACAACACGUCUUUCUUCAUGUUUCAUCAGGAUGAGACCCAGAUUCAAAGAGAAGUGAAGUGA
This is a messenger RNA of Globicephala melas (long-finned pilot whale), 1786 nucleotides long. RefSeq lists its product as uncharacterized. NCBI's taxonomy places the organism in Eukaryota, Metazoa, Chordata, Mammalia, Artiodactyla, Delphinidae. The record is from RefSeq and is a predicted model, not a curated record.